Meyerozyma guilliermondii ATCC 6260 is the source of this 555-nucleotide messenger RNA. RefSeq lists its product as uncharacterized. The transcript has a single exon. The record is from RefSeq and is a predicted model, not a curated record. The coding region runs from base 1 to 555 and encodes 184 amino acids. Gene Ontology annotation, cellular component: nucleus. Gene Ontology annotation, biological process: poly(A)+ mRNA export from nucleus. NCBI's taxonomy places the organism in Eukaryota, Fungi, Ascomycota, Pichiomycetes, Serinales, Debaryomycetaceae.
AUGAGUGAUUACUCGUCGCAAACUGUAGCCAGCUUGAAGGAGGUUUUGAAAUCUCGUGGAUUGGCUGUUGAUGGUAAGAAAGCUGACUUGGUUCAGCGAUUGACCGAACAUGACGCUCAGAAUGGCGGUGAAAAUUCCACGGCUGGUGAUAAUGAAGCAACCAAACCUGAAGAAGAACUCAAAGAAGAAGAUGUAGCGGAUGAAGCUGCUGCUGAGCCUGCUAAGGAGAACACUGCUAUCGAGGAAGAGGAACAAAAGGAGAGCAAACCCGAGAAAAAAGUCUUGUCACCAGAAGAGAGGAAGAAAUUAGCAGUGGAAUUGUUACAAAAAAAGAUCAAACGAGCUGAAAAAUUCGGUGACGAAGCAGCAGCCGAAGCUUCUCGAAAUGACUUGGCUAGAAUAGAGAAGUUUGGCGUGGAGGCUGGCACCGCCGUGUCGCGUGAAAUUGGACUUGGAGACAGAAGUUUGUCUGACAGUAUAAAGUUCAACAAGAAGCACUCCCAGAAGAAGGGAUUCAAGAACAGAAACAAAAAGAACAAGAAAGGAGGAAAGUAG